GUCACAUGAACGGUUUGUUGUGGUCGUGACGGAAAACCUUUUGAAACAUGUAGCUGAAAACUGCAGUAUUAACGUGACUCUCUCAGUUCUGGCGAAAUUAAAUUAUCUGUCCAACAAACCGAAGCGUUACCCACCGAAGCCUCUUCACAGUGAAAACGGCGAGAGGCUGUUUCUGUGUGACGCUGGGGACUUUUCAGAUAGAGAAGCUUGUAACGUUAGCUAGCUGCCUUGUGCUUUGAGUUUUGGGUUCGUGUUCAGGGAAGCGUCUGUAAAAUCUGGCUUCGCUGUGUUUGACCGGCUGACGUCAUGCUCCGGUGGAUUCUCGGUGGUCGGGAAGCUCAGAGCUCAGCGGAGAAAAGCCCUGUGCUGUGCAUUGGAGAGGAACAGCCCAAAAACUGCUUCACUGAGCUGCAGGUGCUGAAAGGACAUUUUGACAUUGUUCGAUUUCUGGUGCAGAUUGAUGACUUCAGAUGUGCCUCAGCAGGGGAUGAUGGCCUUGUUUUGGUGUGGAAUGUUGAGACUGGGGAGAGGCUGCAGGAGCUGAGGGGCCAUUCUCAGCAGAUAACAGCCAUAACCACCAUCACCUGCAAAAAUGAAGUCACAGUGAACACCUCGCUUAUCACUGCCUCUUCAGACCGAAGCCUCAGCCUCUGGGACCCUGAUACAGGCAACAGGGUCCAGACCAUUUCAGAUCUUCAUUCUUCUGUAAAGUGUUUGCUGGUGCUCGAGCGACUGUGUGUGUGGCUCUCUGGUGGGGAAGAACUAUGCGUGUGGAAUAGAGACUUUCAGCUGCAGUGUCAGCGACCCAACCACAGUGAUACUGGAAUCACUGCUUUGAUCGAACUGCCGAAGAACUACAUAGCAGCUGCCAUGGAUAAAAAAAUAAUGAUCUACAGCUUGACAGUUUCUGCUGAUUCCUCUGUGUCAGCGGCUGAGAUCCGCUGCCUGUCCGACCACCAGGAUCAGAUCCGAGCUCUUAUCAACGUCAAUGACGGGCUCUUCGCCAGUGGGUCCCAUAUGGGCGAGUUGAUCUUAUGGAAUGCGACUGAUUGGAACCUCCUGGCCUAUGAACACAUUCUCUGGGAAGAGUCCCAAGCCUACAAUCAGACUGAAAUACGAAUGGGGGCUCCUAAACCCAGCGAGAUGUCCAUUCAGCACCUGACCACCAAUGGAAAUCUCAUCCUUGCUGCUGUGGGCAGCGGUCUCUACGUCUACAGUGUUCAGACCAGAAGCGUGGUGGCCUACAGGAAGGUUGCCCACGACUCUAAUGUGUUACACACCAUGCUGCUGUCUGACAGUGAACUGAUGUCCUGCUCUGAAGAUGGCAGUGUGAGGAUGUGGGAGAUCCAAGACUUGCCUUUGCCGGCUGAACCAGCUUCUUCAGGGUUCUUUGGGAUGUGGAGUUUUGGCCGUUCAAACAAACAAUCUGGUCCUCCUUCGAAGAAGGUUAUAGACAUUCCCAACAUUAGGAUGCUGGAGUUGACUGGAGAUCUGAUUGGACACUCAGGAGCAGUCCAGAUGUUCGUAAGUUUCAAGGAGAACGGUUUGGUCACAUGCUCGGCGGACCACCUGCUCAUUCUGUGGAAGAACGGAGAAAGACAGUCUCGUCUCCGCAGCCUGGCCCUUUUCCAGAAAUUGGAGGAGAGGGGAGGACUUUGACAUUUAUGUCACUCGCUUUAAAAAAAAGUUGGGAGGUUGAUGCUUAAUGGUGUUCACAAAUGAUUUAAAUGUUAGUGUAAUGGUUGGUGUUUACAUUUAUUCACUUUGCCUUUGGACUGAAGAUGUUUAUUACCUUAAAUUCUAUAAACUGUCUGUAAAUACCUCAUCUUCCAAAUGUAACAGUACUUUUGUUUCCACACUGGAGUGUUUGAGCACUGUGAUGCUGACAUAAGUCAUUUUGUACCAAACACAGUCUGUUGUGGUUUUACAUUAGUACAGCCCAGUUCAAUUCUUGUCCAGGCUUUACUGUAGAUCUACAUUUGUGCCUCUUCAUGUUGUGUAGGUCUGCUUCCAUGUGCCAAGAAGCACUGUUGUGAUCAUCUAGUAGUGCUAUGAGAGGAAGGUUCAGCAGCUUAUACAUGUAAUCAUUUGCACUAUUGUUGCUGUUUUUGUGUGUUUGUUUGGGUUUUUAAUAUAGUUUGACAGUAUGCUUCUUUGUGUUUUUGAGAGUUAUGAGAAUGACAGUGCUUUAGCAGUGGCAUCAUUCGAUAAUGCUUGUAUUUUUCAAAAAUAUUUUCCACACUAUGCAUUAUCACUUUUUAAUUAUUGCCAUGAUUAUGCAGUGUGUCUGGAAAGUAUUUGCAGAACAGGUUCCACAUGUUUUUCCUGUUACAGCCUUAUUGCAGAAUGAAUUGAAUUAAUUUUUACUUCAAAAUUCCACACAUACUACCCCAUAAUGAGUGAAAAGAGUUGAAAUUCUUGUGAAUCUAUGGAAACUAAAACAAUGAAGAUAUAAGAUUUAUAUAAGUAUUCAUGGCCUUUACCUCAGAAACUGGUAUCGAUGAACAGAUUGGGAAAAAAGAACCAUAUCUGCAGCAUUAAAGGUCACAGUGAGCUCAGUGGCCUCCAUCAACCAUGAAUGGAAGACAUUUGGAACCACCAGAACUCUUCCAAGAGUUGGCUGCCUGGCCAGUCUCAGCAAUAGUCAGGGAGUUCACCAACGACCCAAUGGUCACUGACAGAAAUCCAGCAUUGCUCUAUGGAGAGAGGAAAACUUUCCAGAAGGACAAGUAUUUCUGCUGCACUCUACCCAGGCCUGUAUGAUAGAGUGACCAGAUGGAAGUGAUUGCUUAGUAAAAGGCACAUGAUAAUUCAGCUGGAGUUUGCCAAAAGGUACCUGAAGUGCUCUCAGAUGGGAGUCCUUCCUUUUUAUCAGAUGAGAAACAAAAUUCUCCGGUCUGAUGAAACACAGAUUGCACUCUUUGGCCUGAAUGCCAAGCAUCAUGUCUGGAGCAUCAGGUCUUUUAGUUGCCCAACCAGAGUCCAGACCGGAACCCAAACAUCUCUGGAGGGAUCUGAAAAUAUCUGUGCGCCAACGCUCCCAACCAACAUGAUGGAGCUGCAGAGGUGCUGCAAAGAAGAAAAAAGAAUGACAGAAACGUUCCCUAAAAAGGUGUGCCAAGCCUGUAGGGUCACACUCAGAAAUACUUGUGGGUGUAAUUCUGUCAAAGGUGCUGCAUGUUAUAACUUUUUAAUAAGUUUGCUAGACUUUUAAGCUUUUUUUUUUGAUUUGUUAUUAAGGGGUGUUGUGUGUUAAAUUAUGUAUGAAAAUUAAUUUUAUCCAUGUUGGAAUAUGGCUGUUUCAUGUGGAACAGAUUAAGAUGCUAUUAUUACUUUCCAGAUGGACUGUAAUAUAUAUAAAAUACAGAAUUGGCACAUUAUUGCACUGAUGAACUGAUGGACAUCAGUUUUAUUGAUGAGAGGAAAAUUUGCAAUUGAUGAAGGAUUUUCUUAAAAUAUAACAAGCUGUUAUACAAUCUGCUUCUGGCUCAGUAGAUUCAAAGCAAAGUGUUCUGUCACUGGCUGUAGUCAAAUGUAACUGAGCUCAUCAUAUUCUGCUUGUUACUGCUCAUGGAGAAGACUGUCUGACAUUUAAAUCUGAAGUAUUUAAA
Neolamprologus brichardi is the source of this 3611-nucleotide messenger RNA. RefSeq names its product WD repeat domain 41 (gene wdr41). Gene Ontology annotation, molecular function: protein binding. Lineage: Eukaryota; Metazoa; Chordata; Actinopteri; Cichliformes; Cichlidae. The record is from RefSeq and is a predicted model, not a curated record. Gene Ontology annotation, biological process: regulation of autophagy. Gene Ontology annotation, cellular component: lysosomal membrane.